This is a messenger RNA of Fomitopsis serialis, 2212 nucleotides long. RefSeq lists its product as uncharacterized. The coding region runs from base 178 to 2001 and encodes 607 amino acids. The transcript has 4 exons. Lineage: Eukaryota; Fungi; Basidiomycota; Agaricomycetes; Polyporales; Fomitopsidaceae. The record is from RefSeq and is a predicted model, not a curated record. Gene Ontology annotation, cellular component: lipid droplet.
CUCCCCGUCCCCGUCCUCAACCCGUCCUCGUCCCCUCGCCCGCUCGCUCGCUCGUUGCUCAGAAGCGUCCACGCUACUACCAGCUCGGGCCUCUGCCCGCUGCCUUUUUCGUCUUCUAAACAGAUUUCUUGGAUAAUACAGCACGUGAACUAUCUGGUGGACGAAACUACUUAUUCGAUGGAUGCGAACGGAAAGGCACCGCAGGAUGUAGUUGCUAUCUUUCAUGCCGCAUUUCAUCCUACCCGGGGAAAUGUCGUCGAUUGGUCGCUCAGGGCUACCGACGACGUCGACCUGAGCCAUGUAGAAUACAGCUGCCUUCCGAGCGGACUGCACACGAUGGAGCGCGACGUUGUGUACUUCACGAAGGACGACUACCAAGGCGUCUGCGUUUUCCACCGUCAAGAGACCGCAGAGGAGGGGCACCGCGGUUAUCGCCUAUCCUCGCUCGGCAUCCUGCUAGCCCACUCUCCUCGCCCGCGACCUUGGUUGCACGUCCCCGCACUGAAGGCGCUCUUCCACACGAUACGGUCUUCCCUCGGAGACCGAGACACGCUAAUCCCUCUCGAGCACGACUGGGAGCCCGCGCGCGCAUUCUUCGAGCAGCGCAAGGCACGUCAACCAGACCUGGGCGGCGCAGGUGACUGGGGAGGCUGGAGCGCCGAACUCGAGGGGGAUAGCGCAGCGCUCGACACUGACCCGACAAUCCACCUGCCCCAUCUGCUGCGCAUACUCGGGCCCUCCUCGCUCACGCUGUACAAACACGUCCUCGGACGACGACGAAUACUGAUAUAUACCCUCCCGCCUGUCGAGGCUGCGUGUAUACUCUGCCAGGUUGCUGCGGACCUAUGUUACCAGUGCCAGAUGGGAGAGGCCGAUACCCCGAUUGACGAUGAUGAUACCCAACCAGCGCCGAAACUGAUGGGGAAGAGCACCGAAGGCGUGAAGGUGCUCGGCAUGGUCACGCUCAACGACUUGUCGAAGCUUGAGGGAGAGAGCAAGUCUAGCCGUGGAUGGAUUGCGUGCACGACGGAUGCCAUCUUCCUCGAGAAACCUUCAUGCUAUGACCUUCUCAUUGAUCUGCGGACGUCGACACCUAAUACCCGACCAGCAUUCUACGUGACGAAGCCCUGUGAACCGUCGGGGUCGAAGAUGCCGUCGCAUCGCCUGUCGGUGGUGCGUUUCACCUGGAGCGAUGUCAAGCUGUGGUCUGAAAUCGACCGGUUACUGCGGAUCGACGCGGGCGAGGAUACCGACGACUGCUGCGACCCAUCCUCAGGCAGUGGGAGACCGCGUACGAGGUCUGGCUCCUGGACAGAUAUCUGGCGCGUGUACGAGGACGUCUGUGUAGUGUGCGCAGGUCUAUGGAUGGGCUCCUGGCGAGGAAGCCCAUCAUAUCCCUGUAGCUCCAGCAACUGGGGCAGCCUCCGCCUGGAGGGCGAUGACGCGCUUUCGCUGCGCGUCCCCAAGACGUACGUGCGCACACUAGGUAUGGGGAUCGAAGGCCGCACGGUUGAGGCCUCAACAUCUACGACCCGCUCGCUACGCGGCAUCGCCAGGAACAGCGGCAUGUCGGUGUUGGCAUGGGCUAGUAGCAAGGGCGAUGCGCAGUCCGCUAGUACGAGCCUGUCAGCAGUCUCCGCUCGCCAGCUCAAGAACUCCGCGACAGUCACCCACUUCGAGGGCGACGGCAGCCGUCGCGCGCGGCAGGUCAUCACCACGCUCGCAUUGCUACAGACGUUCCACACCAAUACCUCCGUCACCCUCGUCCGCCUCGCUGAACUCGUCCCGCUAAGACGUGCACAAGCGCGAGCAGAGAGUGGGAGCCCCCUGGACGUGAUCGUCUUGACACCGAAAGAUGUCAUAUCGUUUGAGCUAGGUCCCUUCAGCGGGUUGGAUGCCAGGUUCAUAGAGUGGUUGGGUGACGAGUAUGGAGGCGGGUCGAAGGUCACAGUGCGACGCGGCUGGCGAGAUCUGGCGGGGCUCAUCUUCGGACUAGGUUAGAGCGGAUAUUCCUGAUAUUUGCGACGAGCAUGUUAUAGCCAUAUAUAUGUAGCUAUGAGUGUGUGUACCUACGAGUGUCAUUCUACGCAUGCAGCAUUAUCAUCAUUCUCGGUCUCUCAUCCUGGACCGGAGGAUGCAGUCGCUGAUAAGUACGACGAGCGUAACUGUCGCCCUUGCCUUCUCCAAUACUGAAGGUGUUCUUGAAUAAGCC